Fusarium oxysporum Fo47 is the source of this 520-nucleotide messenger RNA. RefSeq lists its product as uncharacterized. The record is from RefSeq and is a predicted model, not a curated record. Bases 214 to 387 code for a protein of 57 amino acids. The transcript has 2 exons. NCBI's taxonomy places the organism in Eukaryota, Fungi, Ascomycota, Sordariomycetes, Hypocreales, Nectriaceae.
AAGACAGGAGCUGCUGGAACGGAGUGGCUGAGUUUCAGUGAAGAGAGAGGCCUCUCAGUUGGCUGAAGGUACUUAAGAGCUCGUUCCUAGCUGUGGGAUUGCAGACUUGCUAUAAUACAACACACAGCACUAAACAAACAACUCUACUUCAUCAUCCACCACCUUGCCUCUUCUUAUCCAGAUCCAUCACUCGAUCUCCAUCAGUCAUCCAAGAUGCCCGCCGCCAUGGAACCCACUCAGCAAGCCCCCAUGACCUCUGAUAACGGAGACAUCGUCACACAGCAGCCUAGCGCUGAGCCUCAGCCUGAUAUGACCAUGCGUGGUGGUGAGGAGGCUGGCUGCGAGAUCUGCUGUGGUCUCUGCGCCUGCGAUGAGGGAUGCUGCUAAGCAGACAGCCUCACGUAGAGUGUUCUGAGUAGAAUAGACUGCUCGGGAUGGAGUUUGGGUAGCAUUGUUAUCGUGAUUUAGCAACUCCCGUCUGGAUGGUUGAUCCAGUGGAGCAAUAAACUACAUUCAUACA